CGAGUUUAUAUUAGUAGUGGACUUUUAUUUUGAAGUUAGCAAGCAAAGACCACCACAACUGUGAAGUUGCACGGUAGGCUAAAACAAGGAACUCUAAAACAAUUCACUCUAAAAAACGAGCAAGUAGUAAAUAACUUGGCUUUAUACGCGAAAUAAGUUAGGAAACAAUAGGAGAUAAUAUAACAAUCUUAAUUAAGACUUGGUGGUCCUUUUGGUCUUGGUUUUAGCUCAGUCAACGACCAUGGAUUAGCUAACUAGCGAGCUACUUUGGUUUUUUAAUGCUUCAGUUAGGGUUAGGCACGUCAUCUAGCUGAUUAAACGUGCAUAAGUCAAGAGUUUUGUCCUUCUCACGGGAAAAGAAAAAGUGUGACCUUACUAUGGACAAUAGCUCCAUUUAUGUCCGAGAAAGAGGCAACCUUCGUCGUGUCAGUGACAUAGUCCUGGCACAGCCAAAGCCAGUGUCAUCAUGCAGAAGGACGAAUCCCUUUGUGUUGAGAAAAGAGCACUUCAUAUUCACCUACAAUGCAGAGGGAAGUCUGAGAUACACCACAAAAUCUCUCUUUGACAUCACUCUGUUAUUCGUAGCUGACAACAUUAACCAUGUGGACUCUCUGGUGGGCUUCCCUGAGCAAAUAGGAGACAGACUUUUUGCAGCAGCAGAGGAGAAUCGUGUAUUUUUAAACGAAGACAUUUCUUCAAAAGCCCUGCAGUUAUUCAAUGAUGCAUAUGGGGAGAUGGUGCUUGGAUCCCUCUGUCUGAGAAAUAGAUUUCCACUCUUGCAUGAGAGGAUGGAUGAAAUAAAAACAUUUCAUAGUUUGAAGUCUCUGGAUCUGUUUGGCUGCAGACUGGGUGAUGAUCAUGAGAUAUUCCAGCAUCUAACAUCCAGCUCAUUGGCAAGCAGCCUCGUUCAGCUUUUCAUUGGUGGGAACAGUCUGUCAGAUGUCGGCCUCCAAAGAUUUACUACACCUAUCCGGAUGCUGAGGAAGGGACUGGACUGUCUUCAGUUACUUGAUGUUUCCUAUAACCCUAUCUCAGCGAGGGCUCUUAGAUACCUCACAUGCUUCCCCAAACUUGAAAAUCUGGAUGUAUCUGGGACUAGUUUGAAGCUUGGCACAGGAUUGAAGACAACCAUAUGGGACCUGUUGGGGCUCAUUUACUCUGAGAAUCCACUGGACUGCUUUGAUCACUCAAGAUGUAAAACAGAAGGUUGGGCAGAGCAGGUUGUAAACCAGUGGGAAACAAAUAGCUCACAAAUGCCAAAACAGAAGAAAAUCGACGAAUCCAGAACAUCAGCGCUUCGCUUUUUUGGCAGGCAGAAGUUUGUCAGAGAAGUACUGAAUGCAGCACCUUUGGUAUGCAAGAGCGAGGAAGAGGCCAAGAGAGAGAGACUGCAUUUCUUCAGACCUGCAGCAAACAACCACAAACCGGAGAAAGAGACUCCUUCCACAACAAACGAACAAGCCAAGCCUUCCUGGCACAAUAUCAAAAAAAGGCAGCGUCAGUCAGAAAGGUGUGAGAGUUCACAUCAAAGUCCUCCCACAAAACGUUUGUCCCCAGCAGCUCUUACCGCAGAGGACGUUGACUUGUUGAACAACUAUUAAAGUUUACGUCCAUGUAGCAUUCCACAAGGAGCAGCUGGGAUACGUCGGUUAACUUGUAACAUUUAGGCUCAAAUGACAAGAAUCGUUUCUAAGACGUUUCCAAACUGUAAACACUUUUGCUUGGAUACAGGUGGUGUUGUUUAUAUAUUUUUUAUAAAUAAAGUUUAGUAUUUUGUAUGUGUCCA
This is a messenger RNA of Cottoperca gobio, 1786 nucleotides long. RefSeq names its product leucine rich repeat containing 42 (gene lrrc42). Lineage: Eukaryota; Metazoa; Chordata; Actinopteri; Perciformes; Bovichtidae. The transcript is spliced from 7 exons. Bases 378 to 1601 code for a protein of 407 amino acids. Gene Ontology annotation, molecular function: protein binding. The record is from RefSeq and is a predicted model, not a curated record.